UUGUCCUGCUGGACUCAAAGGAAUCGCAAGCGGAGCUGGGCUGGACCUCGCACCCAUUAAACGGGUGGGAAGAAAUCAGUGGCGUGGAUGAGAAUUACAAGCCAAUACGCACGUACCAGGUCUGCAACGUCAUGGAGCCAAACCAGAACAACUGGCUGCAGACGGGCUGGAUUGCCAGGCGCGAUGGCCAGAGGAUCUUCAUCGAGCUGAAGUUCACCCUGCGGGACUGCAACAGCAUCCCUGGCGUGACAGGCACCUGCAAGGAGACUUUCAAUCUGUACUACGUCGAGUCUGACUCUGACAUGGGCCGUAGCGUCCAUGAGAGCAAGCACACCAAGAUCGACACCAUUGCUGCUGAUGAGAGCUUCACGCAGGGGGACCUGGGUGAGCGUAAAAUGAAGCUGAACACCGAGCUGAGGGAGAUUGGGCACCUGAGCAAGAGAGGCUUCCACCUGGGCUUCCAGGACGUGGGCGCCUGCGUGGCGCUGGUCUCUGUGCGGGUCUAUUACAAGAAGUGCCUCACCACCGUGCAGAACCUGGCCGUGUUUCCGGACACGGUGGCGGAGACGGCCUUUGCGACUUUGGUGGAAGUUAAGGGCACUUGUGUCACUCAUGCCGAAGUGGACGUGGAUAAUCCCCCCAGGAUGCACUGCAGCGCAGAGGGCGAGUGGCUGGUCCCCAUAGGGAAGUGCACGUGUGGUCCCGGCUUUGAGGAGAAGGAUGGGGGAUGCAGAGCUUGCCUUCCUGGAUUUUACAAGCUUUCCCUCCGUCUCCCUUUCUGCUCUCCUUGCCCUGAACACAGCUUCACGCAUGAGGAAGCCUCCACAUUCUGUUCUUGCCAGAAGAACUACUCCAGGUCACCGUCAGACCCACCAUCUGCCUCCUGCACACGUCCACCCUCCGCCCCGAGGAACCUGGUCUACAGCCUGCGGCAGUCGUCGCUGAUCCUGGAGUGGAGUGCCCCUUUAGGGUCCAGCAAACGUCUUGAUUUGAUGGAGAAGCUGGACGAGCUAGAAACAGCCGAUUUCCCCGUGCAGCUUUCCCUGUGCCUGCUGCAGGGCUGCUGGAGUGAACGGGUGAAUCGCACCGAGUACGAGGUCAAGUACUACGAGAAGGAUCAGAGAGAUCAAAGUUACUCAACUGUGAAAACCACAUCAACGGCCGUGACGGUCAAUAACCUGAAGCCUGGCACCCUCUAUAUUUUCCAAAUCCGGACAUCUUCCUCACCGGACUAUGGAAACUACAACCCUAGUAUUGAAGUGGAGACGCUGGCAGAGUUGACGGUGGCCUCCAGUGAGCAGAACCCUGUCCUCAUCAUCGCGGUGGUGGCCAUCGCGGGGCUGACGGUGCUGGUGUCCAUGGUGAUCGGCGUGAUGGUCUGGAGGAGACAGUGUGGGUACAGCAAAACCAGCCAGGAUGGGGAUGAGGAGCUGUACUUCCAUUUUAAAAUACCAACCAGGAGGACGUACAUCGACCCUGACACUUGCGAAGAUCCGAUGCAGGCUGUGCACCUCUUUGCCAAAGAGCUGGAUAACGCUAGUGUUAAAAUUGAGAGGAUCAUUGGGACAGGAGAGUUUGGAGAAAUCUGCCGGGGAUGCCUGAAGCUGCCCAGCAAGCGAGAGCUGCCGGUGGCGAUCCAGACCCUGCGGGCAGGGUGCUCGGAGAAGCAGCAGCGCUGCUUCCUGACAGAGGCAUGCACCAUGGGCCAGUUCGAUCACUCCAACGUCAUCCGCCUGGAGGGGGUCAUCACCAGAGGGAGUACCAUGAUGAUAGUGAUGGAGUACAUGGGGAACGGCAUGCUGGACUCUUUUCUCAGGAAACAUGAGGGACAGUUCACCGCCACCCAGCUUGUUUGCAUGUUGCAGGGGAUUGCCUCUGGCAUGAAGUACCUGGCAGAGAUGGGUUACAUACAUAAAAGCCUUGCUGCCCACAAAGUCCUUGUGAACAGCAGUCUGGCUUGCAAAAUAACUGGUUUCAGACGGCCACAAGAAGAUAAGAUGGAGACCAUCUUCUCCACCAUGCAUGGGAAGAGCCUGGUGCUGUGGUCAGCCCCUGAAGCCAUCCAGUAUCACCACUUCAGUCCGGCCAGCGAUGUGUGGAGCUUCGGCAUUGUCAUGUGGGAAGUCAUGUCCUACGGCGAGAGACCCUACUGGGACAUGUCCAACCAGGACGUGAUGAAGGCUGUGGAGGAUGGGUUCCGCCUGCCCGCCCCGGUGAACUGCCAGCCACCCCUCCAUCAGCUCAUGCUCGACUGCUGGCAGAAGGACCGCAGCCAGAGGCCCAAGUUCUCGCACAUCCACAACAUCCUGAGCAAGAUGGUGCAGAGCCCGGAGCCCCCGAAGUGCCCCAGCUCCACGUGCACCAGCACAUCCAUCCCCCUCACCGAGCGUACCUUCUCAGCCUUCCCAUCUUUCAGCUCCGUGGGCGAGUGGCUGGAAACGAUAGAAAUGGGCAGGUACAAAGACAACUUCACCGCUGGGGGCUACUGCUACCUAGAAUCGGUGGCCAGGAUGACAGCCCAAGAUGUCCUCAGCCUGGGGAUCACGCUGGCAGAGCACCAGAAGACCAUCCUGAGCGGGAUCCACACUCUCCGGGCCCAGGUGAUCCAAAUGCAUGGCCGAGGUGUGCAGGUGUGA
Molecule: messenger RNA, 2636 nt
Organism: Fulmarus glacialis (Northern fulmar)
Lineage: Eukaryota; Metazoa; Chordata; Aves; Procellariiformes; Procellariidae
Product: ephrin type-A receptor 10-like
Exons: 17
Biological process (GO): protein phosphorylation; axon guidance; cell surface receptor protein tyrosine kinase signaling pathway
Cellular component (GO): neuron projection; membrane
Molecular function (GO): ATP binding; transmembrane-ephrin receptor activity; protein binding
Source: RefSeq, a predicted model, not a curated record